Molecule: messenger RNA, 2914 nt
Organism: Amphibalanus amphitrite
Lineage: Eukaryota; Metazoa; Arthropoda; Thecostraca; Balanomorpha; Balanidae
Product: probable glutamate--tRNA ligase, mitochondrial
Exons: 10
Coding region: 498-2099 (533 amino acids)
Biological process (GO): glutamyl-tRNA aminoacylation
Molecular function (GO): glutamate-tRNA ligase activity; tRNA binding; zinc ion binding
Source: RefSeq, a predicted model, not a curated record
UAGGUUAUAGGUUUGUAGGUUUGUAGGUCAACUGUAGGUGUAGGUGAACAGGGAUAGCAGGUUGCAGGUUUGUAUAUAUAAUAUAUGUAGGUUAAGGUCAGCUAGGCAAACUAGGCUUCUGGAAUAAAAAACAGAGGCAUAAAAGAUUGAGUCUUCAUGACCAUAUUUGGGCAUAAAUGUAGACCAUUCUAAAUGACCUAUCGUCUAAAAAUAAGCCAGUGUUUCAAGAACGAACAUGCCUAAUGUUGAACAGAAAUGUUGGAACUCUGAUCUACUGAGCACAAUAAUAUUGCUUUAACCCUCGCCCGCACAUGCCAUUUUCCCAUCCUAGAACGCGCAUGGGGGGGGGGGCUGCCACCCCCCGCGCCAUUUCGUUACUGUUGGAGAUAGAGCUUCGCGGUAAAGACCAAAAAGAUUCUUUGGGAAGAGACGAAUCCAACGAUACCCAGUUUUACCUUCUCAGGAUUGUCUGAUGGCUGACAACUGAGUUUUAAGCCAUGAAAUGCUUUGUGAGAAGCCCACUUCAACUUCACCAUAUGUGGAGACAGCAAUGGUCCAGGCCACUCUCCACACAUUCUGCUCUACUUCAGGAAGUGAGGACGAGGUUCGCUCCCAGUCCUACAGGCGAGCUGCACCUGGGCAGUCUACGCUCAGCACUCUACAACUAUCUGUUUGCGCGGUCCCAAGGCGGCAAGUUUCUGCUGAGGAUUGAGGAUACGGACCAGACACGCACAGUGCCUGGCGCCGUGGAUCGGCUUCUACACACGUUGGAUACGAUGGGUCUGCAGCCGGACGAGGGGCCGGGUGUGGGAGGUCCGUACGGCCCGUACACCCAGUCUGAGCGUACCGCUCUGUACCGAGAGAACGUGCAGCGCCUGUUGGAUAGUGGCGCCGCCUAUCGGUGCUACUGCACGCGCCAGAGGCUACAGCUGCUGCGGCGUCAGGCGCUCGGCCGCGGCGAGAAACCGCGCUACGACAACCGGUGCCGCCACCUGUCCGAGGAGAAACGAAACAUGCUGGAGGAGCGAGGCGUGUCGCAUGUCGUCAGACUGAAGUUGGAGAACACGGACACACCUUUCACGGACCUGGUGUACGGCGAGGUGACGUUCGACGUAGCUGCCCAGGAGGGCGACCCGGUGCUGAUGAAGGCGGACCACUUCCCCACCUACCACCUGGCUAACGUGGUGGACGACCACCUGAUGCGCGUCACUCACGUCCUGCGCGGGGUGGAGUGGCAGGUGUCGACGCCCAAACAUAUCGCUCUCUACCGAGCGUUAGGCUGGGAUCCGCCCCAAUUCGCGCACCUACCCCUGGUCACCAACCCGGACGGAACGAAGCUGAGUAAGCGGCACGGGGACGCCUCGGUCGAGUCCCACCUACAGCGGGGAGUGCUACCCGAGGCGCUGCUCAACUACGUGUGCCUGGCCGGUGGAGGAUUCAAGGAGCUCGACCAGACGGCGCUGACGAGCGCCAGGGAGCUGACAGAAAAGUUUGAGCUGAGCCGUGUCAACACAUCCUCGUGUCGGCUGGACCCGGAGCGACUGCGGCGGCUGAACCUGCUGGCUCUGAGGCGUCGGCACCAGGACAGCCAGCACCGGGAAAAGAUGUGUGACCGUGUGCGGCAGCUGGUCACAGAACGCUUCGCCGAGAGCGGACCACCGCUAGCGCCUCACGUGCUCUCCGACGCCUACAUAGACCGUGUGCUGAGGUGGUCGCUCGACAACGCACGGAUCGAGUACCUGUCGGAUCUUGUGUCACGGGACUUCAGCUACCUGUGGGCGGUGCCGGAGCGACUGAGGGACGACCAACUGCCCGUGGAGGACCCAGCGGGCACGCUCUCUGUUCUGCUCGAUCGGUUAUCCGGCCGACCGGAGGACUCUCUCACCAAGGACGAGCUGGUGCCCCUGUUCCGCGCCGUGGCCGGCGAGAGAAGGAUCAAGUUCAGCGCGCUGAUGAAGCUGCUUCGAUUGGCACUCAGCGGAGUGGAGGAGGGCCCCGGCGUCGCAGAAAUGAUCGCCGUUCUCGGCAAGGAGGAAGCCCUCCAGAGGAUCUCAACUUCGAUCGCUCACGCGCCUAGCGAGCAUGCCGCGCAGAGCUGACGGCAAGACCACCUCUGUUUAAAUGAUUGAGAGACUGCUGGGACGUAUAAUGUUCGUAUUUGAGGCCCCCGACGCCCUGGGGGCCGGAGCCACGCUGUUACGUGCUGAUUAAUGUAAGGAUGUGAUAACGGUAAAUAAACCGAGUGGCUGAGCCCGCGGAUGUUAUCGAUACUCUGCCGGCGAUGAGCCCGGGCGGCGCGCUCAAUGUUUGGCCGGGGCGUAUCUCAUCGGCCCGGCUGGAUUCGCCUGUGAAAGAUGUAUUUGGUUAUGGCCGGUGGGCUGAUCGAGUGAUGUCUCAUUCAAGAGCUGCCCGUAGAUCAGCGGUCUGCAUUGGUGCGCGGUAUUGCGAGAAAUACUCUAGCCCUAAAAUAGUUUUCCGAUUGGUUAUUUGAUUGACACUAUGAAAGACACGGUACCCCGGUGGAGUAGUUCUUUACGUGAAUUUGUAUGGAAUUUUAAAGCUUGGCAAAUGGAUGACAUCGAUAUCGAAGGUGACAGGCACAAUUCGGUGCGACAAUGCCGUGAAAUCGAGCUUUUGCUCCUCAAAUGUGAAUUAUCGCGUCAUCUAUCACCAGAAAUUGCCCUCAGUCGCCACAGAAUUGAAUGAUAAGCACAAGCUAUUGUCUGGCUAGUCGAAUAGCUGUGACAUCCAGCGGUGAUUCGGUGCCAUGCUAUGUUUGCAAUGGCGAGAGUUCAUUCAGAAAUGCUGUCGCCUGUUGCAAGUUUUUUUUUGCUUGGAAACUCAGAAUUGUUCAACCUCAACACCUUUUGUUUGGCGAGUCUCAGACUAAGUUCGCAAUAAAGGUGAAAUCAUC